Molecule: messenger RNA, 167 nt
Organism: Perkinsus marinus ATCC 50983
Lineage: Eukaryota; Perkinsozoa; Perkinsida; Perkinsidae
Exons: 1
Source: RefSeq, a predicted model, not a curated record
GCACUCGAGGCAGUGUAUUCCCUUAGUCCAUGCAAGAGCACAACUCUGAUCAGUGCCCUUCUCCCAUACUCUCAACUCGGCGGCAGUCGACACGUGGCUCGGGCAGUGGUAGAAGGUCCACUCAUAAGAAGUGUGAGGUGUCAGGGUGCACGAGACUGGCCCGAGGG